This is a messenger RNA of Ixodes scapularis (black-legged tick), 401 nucleotides long. RefSeq lists its product as uncharacterized. The coding region runs from base 1 to 327 and encodes 108 amino acids. The record is from RefSeq and is a predicted model, not a curated record. The transcript is spliced from 4 exons. NCBI's taxonomy places the organism in Eukaryota, Metazoa, Arthropoda, Arachnida, Ixodida, Ixodidae.
AUGGUGUCCAGUUUCACCGUCGUCGUCCUUGGGGUGUUCAUUGCUGUAUUGGCCGCUGCAGAAAUAGGUUCCAGCUUUCCGGACAACAUAGAAUCGCAGAACGUUAGAGAAAAAUCGUUUCUUCAACCUCGUACCUAUGUGAAAUACUGUACCUAUGGACGUUGGAGGUGGCCAGACGGAACUCUUUGCAAGAUUCGCCACUGGGUCUAUGGAUAUUGCAAGAAUGGGGUUUGCUCUAUUCCGACGCCAUCCACAACUACAGCCAGACCAGUUCCUCCGCCUGGACCUACCCCAACCCCACGCACCCCAACUACGACAGCAGGUUGAGCAGCCAAACUCAAUCCAAUCACCACAACAGCUCCUCCGGUCAAAUCCACUACGAUCCUCAAAACCACUCCGAU